Punctularia strigosozonata HHB-11173 SS5 is the source of this 1678-nucleotide messenger RNA. Its product is annotated as cytochrome P450. Gene Ontology annotation, molecular function: monooxygenase activity; heme binding; oxidoreductase activity, acting on paired donors, with incorporation or reduction of molecular oxygen. Lineage: Eukaryota; Fungi; Basidiomycota; Agaricomycetes; Corticiales; Punctulariaceae. The transcript is spliced from 8 exons. Bases 25 to 1578 code for a protein of 517 amino acids. The record is from RefSeq and is a predicted model, not a curated record.
CCUACUCCGACCACGUCUCCGGCCAUGUCCCUCUUCGCCAACCUCAACAGCAGCGAGACCGUCCAGCGCGUCGCCGCGCCCCUCCAGUCCCAGUGGGAGUCCGCCCCGGGCACCGUCAUCGUCUCCGGCCUCGGCGCGCUCCUCGCCGCGUUCGUCACCUACCAGUACGCGUUCACCGACUCCGUCCUGCGCUCGACGCCCUUCCUCGGCCAGCUCGGUUUCUUCUCCGCCCGACAUGACUUCAUGGACAAGACCCUCAAGGACGCGCAGAAGAAGCAGAUCCGCGAGAAGAAAGACCCGCUCAAGGGCGGCGUCUACGAGUUCAACACCGUUGGCUACACCGUCAACGUCUUGCACGGAGAGACGGGCCGCAAGCUCUUUUUCGGUGACAAGAACUUGAGCUUGUACCAGGGCUACCUCUUCCUGCGUGGAGGUUUCCCCACUACCUCCAAGCUUGGCGCGAGGAUCGAGACCGACAACGGAAAGCUGAAGGAGCGUCUGCUCUACUUCAUCAGGAGAGAAUACAUCACCGAUGUCCUCCCCACCAUCUUCCGUGAGAUCUCCGAGGAGUUCGACACCUGGGGCAAGAGGAGCCGUGUCGACCCGUUCGAUGCGAUCUACACCUUCGUGUUCAAGCUGACCUGCCGUCUCCUUGUGUGCAACGAGAUUGCAGAUGAUCCCAAGUUGUUGAAGCACGUCCGCUCCCUCUACCUUGGCAUCGAACAGGGAGCUGAGGAUUUCACGACCCUCGUCAACUGGUGGCCGACGAAGCAAAAGCGCGAGAGCGCCGCCGCGACGAAGGAGCUCGCGGAGAUCAUCUCCAACCUCAUUGCCGCCCGCCGCCGCGAGGGUCGCCGCGAAAACGACCCCAUCCAGUACCAGAUGGACAUGGGCGACGAGGACAGCGACAUCAUCCAGUACACCUUCAAGAUCCUCUUCGCUGGAUCGGUCAACACCGCCGCGAUGGCCGCCUGGACCUGGGUAUACCUCACCCUGCACAAAGACCAGUACGACCUCGUCAUGAACGAGAUCACGACCCAAGCGCACGCGACGGGCGCCCCGGGCACGCUCGCGGAACAGGUGACGCAGAUCCAGCUCGACGCGUGGGAGAACGAGAUGCCGGCGCUCGAGCGUUGCAUCAAGGAGACGAUCCGGCUCGUGUUCGCCAUCAUCGCGCUCCGGCGCAACAUCGAGGACCCGGUCACGAUCGACGGCAAGCGCAUCAACACCGGCGACUUCCUCGCGUACUUCAUCCACGACACCCACCUGAACGAGGACAUCUACCCCGACGCGGAGAAGUGGAACCCCAACCGGUGGAUCGACGAGCAGGGCGUGAACGCGAAGAAGCUCGCGUAUCCCUUCUUGGGAUGGGGCGUCGCCCGCUUCCCGUGCACCGGCAUGCGGAUGGCCAAGGUCGAGAUGAAGACGAUCGUGGCGUCGCUGCUCGCGACCUUCGAGUUCCAGCCUCUGGACGGGAAGGGCAACCCGCUCACCCAGGACCCGCCCGUGAACCGCAACGACUGGCAGCGGUUCAUGCCGGCGGAGCAGGUGCUGAUGGAUUACGUUCGCCGCUCAUAGAUGAUUUCUUCUGUACUCUCAUCCUCUAUCGACAUUCCAUGUGUUUCCUUCUUGGCUACGACUUUAAACUGCAUCCAUACGCGCAAUUCUAUCUCAACCC